GGAAAAAGACAGAGUUGUGUCCCCGAUUCUCUUUGCCUGUGAAGAUGAGGAAGAAGAGGAGGCGGAGGCGGAGCAUCUAUACAGCCAGAAACCGCAAUGCGAGAGCACAUCACAAAAGAGAGUGAUGACUUUGGUCUGGAGUCUCCUCCGAAUAGGGUUGCUUUAAGCAAACCAAAGGUGUCCUGCCACAAAAAAGAGUUGGAGAGUCUGGGAAAAGAGGGUCAUCCUGUCAAAGGAAACUCAUCCAGUAAAACUCAAACAGAUGUUUCAGAAGGUAAACCAGAAAGGCAAGAAAAGACCGAAGCGUCUGUGUCUAAAGUGAGACAGGAUCCUAAACUGGCAGCUCCAAACAAAAAGUCAGAAAGUGUUCGCAAUCAGCCUUCAGUUGAGGUUUCAACUCGUGUCGGAAAAAACAUGACGACUUUCGUACAGAAGCUUAAAGAAGCUGGACUUUCCAAACCUGCAUGUUCCAGAAAGUCUCUGUCACCUGUAAAAGUACCCACUCCUCCUCCUGAGCCAGAGGAGGAUUUCCUGCUUCUGGAGGAUGAAACCCCUCUUUGGAUUUCCAUUCCAACAAAAAGUGCCACCGGUAAGAAACAGAGACCGAGCAGAACGUCCAGCACCGACAACGACAGCUCAAAAGACAAGGGGACGAAGGAGAGCCCGCCAGAGAGGACACAAGAACAACAGGAGUCUAAUCAGACAAACAGAAAAGUGGGACACCAGACUGUCAGUCAAGAAAUGAAGAAGAUGAAAGAGAAGAAGAAGGAGUCAGCCAAGCAGAGAACUGAUACGACUGAAUCAACCAGCCCGGAGGAUCUUCCUGUGGUUGAAUUAUUGGAACAAGAGAAACCAAACAAGAAGAAACAACGACUCAAGAAGCUUCCUCCUAAAGAAAGUGACAAAGCAGAGGAGCAGCCUGAAGACACGGCUGAGAGGGAGAGAGAGGGAGGAGAGCCAACCCCGAAAAGACUUCACAAUCAGCCGUCAGUCGAGGUUUCCACUCAUGUCAGAAAAGACAUGUCUGCUUUCCUACUGAAGCUUAGAGAAGCUGGACUUUCCAAACCUGCAUGUUCCAGAAAGUCUCUGUCACCUGUAAAAGUACCCACUCCUCCUCCUGAGCCAGAGGAGGAUUUCCUGAUUCUGGAGGAUGAAACCCCUCUUUGGAUUUCCAUUCCAACAAAAAGUGCCACCGGUAAGAAACAGAGACCGAGCAGAACAUCCAGCACCGACAAAGACAGCUCAAAAGACAAGGGGACGAAGGAGAGCCCGCCAGAGAAGACACAAGAACAACAGGAGUCUAAUCAGACAAACAGAAAAGUGGGACACCAGACUGUCAGUCAGGAAAUGAAGAAGAUGAAAGUGAAAGAGAAGAAGAAGGAGUCAGCCAAGCAGAGAACUGAUACGACUGAAUCAACCAGCCCGCAGGAUCUUCCUGUGGUUGAAUUAUUGGAACAAGAGAAACCAAACAAGAAGAAACAACGACUCAAGAAGCUUCCUCCUAAAGAGAGUGACAAAGCAGAGGAGCAGCCUGAAGACACGGCUGAGAGGGAGAGAGAGGGAGGAGAGCCAACCCUGAAAACAAAAGACAAAGCCCAGAAGGCCACUGAAAGAAAGACAUCAAAAUCUGUAAAAGAUGGGAAAGAAAAUGCCAAGACAGGCACGGCUAAGUCGUCAAAGGGGGGCAGGAAAGUGAUGCAAGGGUCUGAUGGAAGAAAGGAGGCGGCGUACACUGAGACUGCGAAGGAACCAAGUAAGGAGCACAAAGAUCUAGAAGACGAGGGCUCUGCAUCAGAAAGAGAAACCUCAAAGUCUAAAGCACAAACAGCAAAGGAUUUCUCCGACGGAAAAGAUGAACAGAAACAAACGCCGCCCGUGUCUGACGGAACUCCACCUGAAGACGACCACAUUAUUGGGAAAAGGAAAAGGAAGCAGCCCGGACUGUGGUGGCUAAGCUCCCCAGAAGAAACAGAAGCUGCAGACCACUGGCCUACGGUGAAGAAGCAGUCAAAGCAGAACAACAAGGAGCCUAUCACAGCAACACGUUCUCCGGUAAAGGCUAAGAAAGAAAAGGCUCUAAAGAAGAGGAUUCAGGCAGAGUGUGCAACGUCGUCCUGUCAGGAUAAAAACAAAGUUAAAGAAAAGAAAAACAGACGGGGCAAAAUCAAAUCAAAUCAGGAAAGAGGAAAGGAAGAAGCAGAGCCGGUGGAAGAGCUGGUGGAAGAGCAGGAGCAGCAGGGUGAAGUCGAGGACCAGAACUUGGAUGAAGGGUCUAGUCCUUUGGACUUUUCACACAGAGGCCACAGCCUCAGCACAGGGGAGGAGGUAUUUCAUAGAGUAUAUCAUCAUAUCUCUACUGAAGAACAGUCCAUCACCCCAGCGCCUACUACUCCCAGAAGGCAGAGGGAGCAGCUUAGGACAGCAGAAUCAGAUAAACGGAGGAGGAAAUGUCCGGGUAACUGGUGGGCCGUCAACGGCCCGACGGAGGAAGCGGAGAACAUCUCGUCAAAGCCACAGCAGGAGCCCAAACCUAAGAAGGAAAGAAAAAAGAAGAGCAAACAGAGCAGGGGCUUUAAACUGGGGACUCCUAAAAAUGGUAAUGUUGCAGUCUCAUCAAAGCCACCAGAGGGAGCUGCUGUUCCUCCUCUGACGGGGAAGCUAAUGUCAGCUCCCAAGACUGUCAAACGCUCUCUGGCCACGUUUAAAGACAUUUUCGAUUCAGCUGCAGAGACCUCGACUGUGGAGAGCAGCAGAGGAGCAGUUCAGAAAAACACGCGUAAAGUCAGAGCUACUGACCUUUCAGUCCCAGAUGAAAGCGACAAAGGUAUUCUCAAUGUAGAUUCUGUCGAGGUCAGCCCUCCAUACCACGACACCCCACAGGAUGACAAGUGUCAUUCAGAGGACAUUUCAAUCCCCUUCAGAAGUGGACCGCCCUCCAUGUUUGAGCUGCAAGAGUACGAGGAGCAUGACACCAUGACUCGGCCAUCACCCAGCGUCCUUUCUGCCCUCUCUGCAUCCGAUCUGUGCGCCCCUCCUCUCAAACCGCUCAUCUUGCAGCCGAAGGAUAAGGCAAACCUGGCAGAGUGGUUUAAGUGUCUCUGGUCUGCCUCUGUCGAUAAAGGUCCUGAAGUCAGUCCGGAGCAUUUCGACUGGUACUUCUAUCAGGGCCGAGCGAUCGGCUUCAUGGUGGACCUGAACUCUGGAACCAUCUGUAGUGGGAAAAUCCUGCUGGGCUCCUACAUGAAGAAGCCUCUGUGGGUGGAUCACAGCGCCACAUCAGUUUUUCACUUAUUAACCAGCUCUGUGAGCGUAGCCAUUGACGGCAGCGAGUCACGCUUCAAUCCAGGACAGUCCUUCAUGGUGCCAUGUGGUCAUGCUUACUGCAUUGAAAACGUCAGUAGGCAGCCUGCAGUUCUGUACUUCACCAGGGUAUUAACAGAAAGUUUGGACUAAAGUUGGAACCUUGGGGCUCAAUCACCAGCCUCAUACUUCUUCAAAUCCUCAAACUCCAGAAUAUGUAAAAAAAAAAAAAGAAAAAAAGACUGGGUAUGUGUGACAUAAUUUAAAUUGACCCGUUUCUGUACAAGCACAUGAGGUGUAAAUAGAUCUUUGUUUUUAAUAACUUACUUGACCGAUAUCUUUGAUUUCAAUGAUAUAUUUUCUGAGAAAAUCAAAAUAAAAUGUCUUAAUAAAACGUUGUGCUUUUUAUGACUUGA
This is a messenger RNA of Labrus bergylta (ballan wrasse), 3716 nucleotides long. The record is from RefSeq and is a predicted model, not a curated record. Lineage: Eukaryota; Metazoa; Chordata; Actinopteri; Labriformes; Labridae.